GAUCUCAUCGACAACAAGGGGAACGGCCUCAUCAUGUUGCUCCACGGCUCACCUGGCACUGGAAAGACUUUCACGGCCGAGUCAGUCGCCGAGAUUGCGAGGAAGCCUCUUUACCCAGUGACUUGUGGUGAUAUUGGUACUGAGCCUGAACAGGUGGAGAAGUAUCUUCAGUCCGUCUUUCAUCUGGGCAAGAUCUGGGACUGCGUUGUGCUUCUAGAUGAAGCAGAGGUUUUUCUCGAGCAACGGACACUUCAUGAUCUCAAGCGCAACGCCCUGGUGUCUGUGUUUUUGCGCGCUCUUGAAUACUACGAAGGUAUCCUUAUCCUGACCACGAACCGCGUUGGUACCUUUGACGAGGCAUUCAAAUCACGUAUCCAGCUGGCCUUGCGCUAUGAGAAGCUUCAAGGCUACCAGCGGAAGAAGAUCUGGAGAAACUUUAUGAAGAGGCUGGAGGAGAUCGGUGAGGAGGACAAGAUCGAUUUCGACGAUAUUGAGCUGAAUCUGGACGACCUGUCACGGUACGAGAUGAAUGGUCGGCAGAUUCGCAACUCGAUCACCACGGCGCGGCAGCUGGCAAAGUACAAG
Molecule: messenger RNA, 585 nt
Organism: Fusarium vanettenii 77-13-4
Lineage: Eukaryota; Fungi; Ascomycota; Sordariomycetes; Hypocreales; Nectriaceae
Exons: 1
Molecular function (GO): ATP binding; ATP hydrolysis activity
Source: RefSeq, a predicted model, not a curated record